Messenger RNA from Oreochromis aureus, 1995 nucleotides. Its product is annotated as membrane cofactor protein-like. Lineage: Eukaryota; Metazoa; Chordata; Actinopteri; Cichliformes; Cichlidae. Gene Ontology annotation, biological process: negative regulation of complement activation, classical pathway. The record is from RefSeq and is a predicted model, not a curated record. The transcript has 9 exons. The coding region runs from base 182 to 994 and encodes 270 amino acids.
AAAAGCACGUCACUGUUUGACCGCGCUUCCGAGAAGGGGACGCAACCCACAUUAAAACAAACAGAAACCCCAAAUAACCUUCCAGGACAGGACUGGCAGCGACCACCACUGUGAUUCAGACGUAAGUUGUUUUGUUCUACAGAGGGCUCUUGGAUUUUUUUUAAACCUGUCAGAUCCUGUUAUGGCUAUCACUGCAGUCCUUCUACUGAGCAGUCUUGGCUUUUUUGCAGUUACUGCUCAAGACUGUUCCAGACCUGUUGGAGACAACAUGGAUGUAAAGGGCAAUGACAUUUUUCUAACUAGUUUCCCAGAUGGGAUCACAGUUACAUUUGCCUGUAAUAUUGGAUAUGAGUCUGCAGGAGGUUCCCCAAGUGUUACUUGUACUGCUGGAAGUUGGAGUCCUGUGGGGUUGAAAUGCCAAAGGAAGAACUGUUUCUCUGUGGAAGACGUUCAAGAUGGACAGAUUGAAUAUCAUCCUGGGACCGAAUUUGGUGAUAAAGCAGUGCUCAUUUGUAACCCUGGUCAUAUGCCAGUUGGUGGAGGAAACCUCAUUUGUGGAAGCCAAGGGUGGAUGGGCAGGUUGCCUGUAUGUGAAGUGACACAAUGUGACUCACCACCUGUAGUAGAGUAUGGCUCUUUCAGUCCAGUUAAAGAACUCUAUGACUAUAAUGAUGUUUUACAGUACACCUGUAAAAAGGAUUAUACACGUAACGGAUCAAGACAGUUGAUUUGUUCAGAUGAUGGAACAUUCAAGCCUGAGCCUCCAAAAUGUAUCAAGGUUGAAUGUGGAGAUCCAGAGAUUCCAUUUGGUCAGUGGAGUAGCGGUGCUCGACCUCCAUAUGGAUACAUGUCUAAUGUGACAUUACAGUGUAACACUGGAUACAAAAUGAAUGGAACCGCUACUGUGAUGUGUGGGCUAAAUAGUCAGUGGUUGCCUGGACUUCCUCAGUGUAUACCUCCUCACUCCACCAGGGCUCUGUUUGGCACUUUCUGAUAGUGCACAAAUGUGGUGCACGUACUGCAGCAGUCAUACAGACAACUGGACGGUCCAAAGUUGGAUAUGAAGAGUCCAAAUGAUGGAUGGAAUGAGGAUUCUUAACCUCUGAAGAGAUAGUUGCCAUCAGCAAUGUUAAAGUGUGAACCUGGAUACAGAAUCAAUGCAAACCUUACCAUGACAUAAAAAGUUACUGGUCACCUCGACUUCCUUAAUGUACACGCAUGUUAUGAAUUAAAAUUGCUUAAGUAUAUGUAGCUUCACUUCUCAGUUGUUGUUAAAAUGUGUAUUAUUAAAUACCUCAGGAGUUUGCUAGCAUAAUAUAGAGGUAAUUUUGGACAAUUCUAGUAAUUUCCAUUCUGUGAAUGUGAAGAUCCUGUGAUUCGAUAUGACUGAAUAAUGGUUCUCCUCCUGUCUGUGGCCUUAUUUCAGGGAAGAUCUGGAUAAGUUAAGAAAGGCCCGUGUACCCAGAUAUACGAUAUGAUAUAAAUGGUUUGGCUACGUGGAGUGUCACAAAAGUCAUUAUAUUUUGUUUUAAUUUGAUUUCACAUUGCUGCAUGUGAAUGAUCAUAUAAUGUUCACUUUUAUGUUCAGAAACCACUAUUUGAUAAACAGUUUCCACAAGGUUUUGAACAUUUCUUUUUGCUUAUAAUCACCUGGUUCCACGUUAAUAUGAAAUCACUCUUUUUUUAAGUCUCAGUUUUAAACUUCAGUAUAAAUCCAUUAAAUAAAUUUGAAUCUCUGCGUGCUUGCCAAGUAAUUGUGAACAGGGGUCAUGUGGAGGUCAUAUACAAAAAUAACCUGACAUGUGAAGGACAAGUUUAAAAAACUGUUGGGAGUAUUAAGUUAAUUUGUAAGUUUAAAUGUCCAUUUACACUUAUGAUUAAAGUUUGUAUUUAAAUACAUUUGAUUCCAGACAGUUUAGUACAAGUUGUACUUUCUCUUCUGUAGAUUGUUUUAAAUGUAAAAGCAAAUUUAAAUAAAUAAAUAAAAUAAUCCUC